Glycine soja is the source of this 1809-nucleotide messenger RNA. RefSeq names its product cell division cycle 20.2, cofactor of APC complex-like. Gene Ontology annotation, molecular function: anaphase-promoting complex binding; ubiquitin ligase activator activity; protein binding. NCBI's taxonomy places the organism in Eukaryota, Viridiplantae, Streptophyta, Magnoliopsida, Fabales, Fabaceae. The record is from RefSeq and is a predicted model, not a curated record. The transcript has 4 exons. Gene Ontology annotation, biological process: positive regulation of anaphase-promoting complex-dependent catabolic process; anaphase-promoting complex-dependent catabolic process; positive regulation of ubiquitin protein ligase activity. Gene Ontology annotation, cellular component: anaphase-promoting complex. The coding region runs from base 317 to 1645 and encodes 442 amino acids.
UCAUUACCGCUACCGCCAUUGCAAAACGACGAUAGUAAGGGGUUUAAGGGUAUUUCCGUCAUACCACGCCCAACGGCUACUUCCUCAUGUGACCCCUCAUAUAAAAAGAAACCCUGUUUUUCUGUUCAAAUCCACUUCUUCUGCUACUCACUCAUCACUUUCUUUCUCUGAUCUGAACGCGCUAAAAGCUUAAUCAUUCAUCAACCAUCACCAUUACCGUUCUUGUCUCUCUGUUUUUUUUUUCUUUCUUAUUUCCUUUCUUAUCGCUUUCUCCAUUUACUUGUUUUCCAUUUUUGCAGGGCUUCUAGAUCCAGCCAUGACCAAGUCCCGAUUCCCCUUCCGCAGAAUGAAUUCUCAAGAAAUUUUGGACAGGUUUAUUCCUAAUCGCUCUGCGAUGGACUUCGAUUAUGCGCAUUAUAUGCUCACGGAAGGGAACAAGAAGGGAAAAGAAGAGAAAAAGAACCCUCUGGUGAUGUCACCAUCGCGAGAAGCGUACCAGAAGCAACUCGCUGAUGCCUUCAACAUGAACCGGACCCGAAUUUUGGCCUUCAAGAGCAAACCCCGAACGCGGCGGGUUGAACUCAUUCCCAAUUCCAUCUUUUCCCCUCCUCCUCCACCCAUUUCCUCUAAGCAUAGACGCCACAUUCCUCAGAGUUCGGAGAGGGUAUUGGAUGCUCCGGAUAUACUGGAUGACUUUUAUUUAAAUCUGUUGGACUGGGGCAACAACAAUGUUUUGAGCAUUGCCCUUGGAAACACCGUGUAUAUAUGGGAUGCAUCUUAUAGCUCCACGGCUGAACUUGUCACUGUGGAUGAGGAAGAGGGUCCUGUCACAAGCGUUGCCUGGGCUCCCGAUGGAUGCCAUGUAGCCAUCGGUUUGAACAACUCGCAUGUCCUGCUCUGGGAUUCUAAUGUUUCUAGGCUGGUAAGAACAUUGAGAGGUGGACAUCAAGCACGGGUAGGUUCACUGUCUUGGAACAAUCAUAUUCUCACAACAGGAGGGAUGGAUGGUAGAAUUGUUAACAAUGAUGUUAGAGUGAGACAUCAUAUUGGUGAAUCUUAUAGGGGACAUCAGCAGGAGGUUUGUGGGCUCAGGUGGUCUCCCUCCGGACAACAAUUGGCAAGUGGAGGCAACGAUAAUGUUAUUCACAUAUGGGACAGGGCUAUGGUUUCCUCAAAUUCACCGACCCGUUGGCUUCACAGGUUUGAGGAGCAUAAAGCUGCUGUGAGGGCACUAGCUUGGUGUCCAUUCCAGGCAAAUCUGCUAGCUUCUGGUGGAGGUGGGGGUGAUCACUGCAUUAAGUUCUGGAACACUCAUACGGGAGCAUGCUUGAACUCUGUUGACACAGGCUCACAAGUGUGCGCUCUUCUGUGGAACAAGAAUGAGCGUGAAUUACUUAGCUCGCAUGGUUUCACCCAGAACCAGCUUGCUCUUUGGAAAUAUCCUUCAAUGCUGAAGAAGGCAGAGCUCAAGGGUCAUACCUCCAGGGUGCUGUAUAUGGCGCAAAGUCCAAAUGGGUGUACUGUGGCCUCUGCAGCAGGGGAUGAGACACUGAGAUUUUGGAAUGUCUUUGGAACUCCACAGGCUUCCAAACCAGCACCCAAAACUAACGUUGAGCCCUUUGCUAACGUGAACUGUAUCCGUUGAAUAUGCAUGUAGAAUUAAUUGUCUGCUAGCCUGCGACUGAGUUGUAAAUAUUGUAGACAUUUUAUUAAACCAUUGUUUAGUUUUUAGUAUUACCCUGACCAUUCUUUGUACAUAUAUAUUAUGACAGAUAACAGAUUUAUAAACAUACAUAUGUGUUCGUUUUA